AUGGCUUCACACGACUUCACGCCUAACGAAAACAUGGACUCAUCGAAGGACACACCCUCCAUGGAGGAAACAAUAGACGCGGCAAGUGUCCCAUGGUGGAGAAGAAUGUUAGGGCGAAAGCCAGAGACUGUAGAGGAAAACAAUGAUUCGUAUCGGUCGAAGGCGACCCUUGGAAUUCUCAGCGAUAAAUAUACAGACGAAGUACCUGGAACGGUGCUUCUGCUCUCAGCCGAACGCAAUGAGCCUCUUGGUAUGAGGCAUCAACCCCAGCGCACGUCAAGCUCCUCACUUCCUACCAGCAACCCACCCUCUCGUUCCUCUUCCCGCACCAGACAACCACAGAAGAAGCGCACGGCGGAUGGGCAAAUUGUACUUGAGCCCCAACCAGAUGACUCUGUGAAUGAUCCUCUGAACUGGCCUGUGUGGCAGAGAGAUGCGGCACUAGUCUCCCUGGGCUUCUAUUGCUUGAUGGGAGGCGGUAUGACCCCUAUUCUGGCCGCUGGAUUCAACAGUGUUUCUAAAACAUACGAUGUCUCCGUCCAGAGGGUGGCAUUCACGACUGGAUUUUACAUGCUGGGCUUGGGCUUAGGGUCGGUGGUCAUGUCACCGACUGCUAUCCUAUUCGGAAAACGUCCCGUCUACCUACUGGGAGCGAUUCUGUUUGUCAUCUCGGGCAUCUGGUGUGCUCUUUCCCCGAAUUAUGCUUCCCUGGUGAUUGCGCGUAUCUUCCAAGGUGUUGCGGUGAGCCCGGUCGAGUGUCUGCCGUCUGCUACUAUCGCCGAAAUCUACUUUUUGCAUGAACGGGCCUACCGUGUGGGCAUUUACACGCUACUGCUGCUGGGCGGUAAGAAUAUUAUCCCUUUGAUAAGUGCAGCUAUCAUUGGGAGCUUAGGCUGGCGCUGGGUCUUCUGGAUUGUUGCGAUAAUCGUCGGCUUUUGCUUGGUUCUGCUGUUUUUCUUCGUCCCUGAGACAUUCUGGGAUCGAACUCCUCGUCCUCGUCGCAAACGUCCCACCGCUCACCGUACUGUUUCCGAUCUUGUUCAUAGUGGUCUGCGCGGACGUCCGCACGUUCAGAUUCCAGAGGUGUCUGUUGGAUCGAGCAAUGAGGCGGUCACUCCUGGCACCCCGAGGAAGUCUAAGCAUGCGCAUUUUGGAUUUGCAGUCGAAGACACAGAGAACGAGAAGCAACCGUCACAAGAUGAAGCAGAUCAAAUAACAGCUGAUGCACAAAGCCCCGGUGAAAUUCCCCCGCCACUUACCCCAAUCGCCGAAACGACGGUCGAAAAAGGAGACAAUACGUCAACACAGGCUCAUUUGGCUCCCAAGAGCUCGAUUGAUCUGGAGGCCGGCUUCUCUUCUAGACGCAGCGAGUCGGUUGAGCCCAAUCCUUCAAUCAUGUCAACUACCUUGCACUACACUAAUCGUCUUCGCGACCAACCCAAAGUCCCCUAUCUCCAGUUACUCAGGGUAUGGAAUGGGCGGAUCACGCAUGACAGUUGGAUUAAGAUUGCAAUCCGGCCUUUUAUCCUGUUCGCUUAUCCUUCCGUUCUAUGGUCAACUGUUAUGUACACGCUGUCAGUUGGCUGGCUGAUCGUGAUUUCCGAGUCCGUCUCGACCAUUUACGAGUCAAAAGAGAAGUAUGGAUUCACCGCCCUCCAAACCGGAUUGAUCUAUAUCUCACCCUUUGUCGGCGGUUUGCUUGGCACGGCAGUGGCAGGUAAGGUCUCGGAUGUAGUGGUGCGAUACCUGACAAGACGUAACGGCGGUGUUUACGAACCUGAAUUCCGCCUUGUCAUGGCAAUUCCCAUCGCUCUUUCGACUGUAAUUGGAUUGAUGGGCUUUGGAUGGAGUGCGGAGCAGAUGGAUGCGUGGAUCGUUCCAACAGUAUUCUUUGGUCUGAUCUCCUUUGGUUGUUGUUUGGGUAGUACUACCGCUAUUACAUUUUGUGUGGAUAGCUACCGCCAGUAUGCCGGAGAGGCCCUGGUGACGCUGAACUUCAGCAAGAACGUUCUACAUGGCUUGAUCUGGUCGCUUUUCAUCGUCGACUGGCUUGAUGCAGACGGCUCUCGCACUGUUUUUCUUUCUAUCGGUGGCAUUCAGCUCUUCUUUCUAUUCCUGACUAUCCCUAUGUACAUUUACGGCAAGCGGGCUCGCAUGUGGACAGUGCGCAAGCGGUUGAUGGAGCGUUUCUGA
Messenger RNA from Penicillium taxi, 2193 nucleotides. Its product is annotated as putative MFS transporter. The record is from RefSeq and is a predicted model, not a curated record. Lineage: Eukaryota; Fungi; Ascomycota; Eurotiomycetes; Eurotiales; Aspergillaceae. Gene Ontology annotation, molecular function: transmembrane transporter activity. The coding region runs from base 1 to 2193 and encodes 730 amino acids. The transcript has 3 exons. Gene Ontology annotation, biological process: transmembrane transport.